GACUGAGAAGCCACCUUCCUGAUCUAACAAGAGCAUGAAAUGCACAAGGUCAAACUGGAAGUGUGAACUCACCAAGUACCACUGGGACCCAGGGCCUUGUGCUCCUGCCUGAGAUAACUACUGUAUUAGUGUGGCCAAGGAGAUCUCUGCAGGGAAUCUGCUAGUGGAGAUGCAGAGAUGACAAUCCUCCAUGUUCUGAUUCAGGAGGGGACCCGGACACAAACCAGAAUCCAAUCAUCAGAGCCUUGACCAAAUGUUUAUUAUGAUUUCUUGGGAAAAGGUUGGGAAACAAAUUUGUUUACAUGCACUCAUGAAUAUGGCGUUGCUCAGGGGUCUAAGGUUACAAACACUGGCAAAUCUACCCAAAGUACUGACUCAGGGAAAUCCAUGUUUAGAAUUCAACAUGAUAAGAUGGGACAGAGGGUUUCAACUCUGGAUACCCUGUUCAGCCAUUCAGAUUUCAAUUGCAAAACUCACCUGAAGCCUACCUUAAAGAGCCCCACGAGCUGGGCAGUCCCUGCAGCUCCACACACUGACCCAUCCUGGGCCUUGUUCCCCACAGAAUGGGCCUGCUCCUACCCCUGGGGCUCUGCACCCUGGCCCUGUGCUGUGGGGCUGUGUCUCUGCCCCAGCAGGCCCUGGGCCCCUCGCCUCUGCUCUCCCGGGGCUGCAAUGACUCAGGUGUGCUGGCAGUCACGGGCUUUGCCCUGCAGGACAUCAACAGAGACAGAAAGGAUGGCUAUGUGCUGAGCCUCAACCGAGUGCACAAUGCCUGGGAACACAGACAGGAUGACCUGGGGUCUCUGUUCUAUCUCACACUGGAUGUGUUAGAGACUGACUGCCAUGUGCUCAGCAAGAAGGCAUGGAGGGACUGUAGGGUGAGGAGCUUGCAUGGAUUGGUGAGUGCUUGUUUUCAUAAACUGGUAAGGGCUCUGGGAAAGCAACCAGGUGCCUUCUUUCUGCAGGGGGAGAUUGCUCAAGGUCUGCCAUCUUUUACAAGUCCCUCUUUAUAG
Propithecus coquereli (Coquerel's sifaka) is the source of this 1013-nucleotide messenger RNA. RefSeq names its product fetuin-B-like. Lineage: Eukaryota; Metazoa; Chordata; Mammalia; Primates; Indriidae. Gene Ontology annotation, molecular function: metalloendopeptidase inhibitor activity; cysteine-type endopeptidase inhibitor activity. Gene Ontology annotation, cellular component: extracellular region. The record is from RefSeq and is a predicted model, not a curated record. The coding region runs from base 564 to 1013 and encodes 149 amino acids. The transcript is spliced from 2 exons. Gene Ontology annotation, biological process: binding of sperm to zona pellucida; negative regulation of endopeptidase activity.